Aegilops tauschii subsp. strangulata is the source of this 441-nucleotide messenger RNA. Lineage: Eukaryota; Viridiplantae; Streptophyta; Magnoliopsida; Poales; Poaceae. The record is from RefSeq and is a predicted model, not a curated record.
AUGGCUCCAGGUUCAGCCACCCUCGUUCUCAAAGCGGCCGCUGUCGCUUCCAUCCUCGCCAUGAUGGUCCUGCCCUCCCUGGGACGCUGUCCGUCGCUCGGCCCAGAACCGCCGGUGGCGGCUCCGGCACCGGGGCCGGGGCCGGCGAUGCGGUGUGACGACUGUGGCCCGCACUGCAUCUCGACGUGCAGAGUCUCCGUCCCUCCGAAAUGCAGCAAGCCCUGCGGCGCUCCGAGCUGCGACGAGUGCAGGUCCGCCGCGUUCGAGAAGUGCAGCAGGGCCGACUGCGCCGGCGCCAGCUGCGACGACUGCGACGGCGAGGCGACCCGGUCGUGCUACGACUCUUGCUCCAACAGCUCUGCGUGCGCGGACUGCACCAGGGCUGCCAGCAAGCAGUGCUCGGCGGACUGCAACAGCCACUGCGCCGCCACCUGCUUCUGA